This is a messenger RNA of Rosa chinensis, 828 nucleotides long. Its product is annotated as LRR receptor-like serine/threonine-protein kinase ERL1. The record is from RefSeq and is a predicted model, not a curated record. The transcript is spliced from 3 exons. Lineage: Eukaryota; Viridiplantae; Streptophyta; Magnoliopsida; Rosales; Rosaceae. The coding region runs from base 24 to 374 and encodes 116 amino acids. Gene Ontology annotation, molecular function: protein binding.
UGUAAUAGUCCUGAAGUGGUUUGAUGACUCUUUGUUUAUUUGCGAAUUGUAGAGACCUGCAGGGGAACAAGCUAACUGAUCAAAUCCCGGAUGAGAUUGGCAACUGUGCUUCUCUUAUGUAUCUGGAUUUGGAUGACAAUUAUCUGUCUGGAGACAUACCCUUCUCGGUUUCAAAGCUUAAGAAGCUUAAGGUUUUGGAUGGAGUGAGUGAGUCACAGUUCAACCAAGUCUUGAAUGUAGAAUUGGAUCAGAUUAUUGAGCUUUUAACAAAAUCUUUCCAGGCUGGUGGUUCUUCCACAAUGGGUCAGUCUCCUAUUUCAUUCAUGUUUUUGUAUCUGUGCAUCAAGAUAGGGUGUGAUUUUGCUAAAUUUUGAUGUUCUUGUUGUUUUCUCGAGUGAUCCUUUAAGCAUUAUUGUGUGAAAAGGAAUUAUAUGAUGAAAACGUAUCAUUAGUUUGUUACAUCUGUCAAGAUGAAAUAAGUUUAUAAGCUGAUGAGGAACUCCCUGUCUAGUGUAUAUUGAUUACUUCUACUUGGAGAGUUUUCUCUCUCCCUUCCAUUGUUACUGUAAGACUGCUUAACAUGAUGAGAAUGAAUUCAUGUAAAUGGAAUUUUGUAAAGACUAUGUUGCUAAUGAAUAACUAAUGCCAAUGACCUGUACAUAGUCCUUAAGUGGCCAAUUCCUAUGACUGGUAUGCUAUUCCAAGUUGGUCUGAAUGCUUAUGUUCAGCCAUUUGUCAAAAGAAUUGUUAAAUUUUGUUUUGAUGUUUCUAUGCCUCUCUUUUGGACAACAGACUUCAGUAGUCUAUGCAUUGUUAUUGUGUUUACUU